AAAUCCUCUACUUUCUUACACCCUUUCAUGUUCGCCCAACAACGACAGAAACAAAAACAAAAAUGCAGUUGGAGAGAAUAUUUCCGACGUCGUUCUCACACCUACCCACCGUGUUGGUAUCAAUUUAUAAAAGCCCUCUACUUCCUCUCUUCACAAAACUCUGUUCUCUUUUCCCUCACACAUGGCAGAAAAACUAAUCUCUCUCUUGGUUUUCUUUCUACUUCUUUACCCAGUAAAGCCUGAUUUAGACAAUGGUGGGCCCUUGUUGGGAGAGUUUAUCGAUGGGUUCAAUGCUGCAAGCAACAACGUGAGCUUACACGGCGUUGCUGCAAUUGAAAGAAACGGCUUGCUUCGGCUGACAAACGGCUCUCUCCAAGCUGUCGGCCAUGCAUUUUAUUCUUAUCCGAUCCAAUUCAAGAACUCCAGCGGCCAAGUAAUUUCUUUCUCCACCUCGUUCGCUUUUGCUAUAAUCGACCAGAGUGGGAAACAAGGCGGCGGCGGCGGCCUCGCUUUCACAAUCUCUCCAACAAAAGAACUUCCCGGGACUCUUCCAGGGCCUUAUCUUGGCCUAUUCAACGCCACCAAUGAUGGGAACUUCGCAAACCACGUGGUUGCGGUAGAAUUUGACACUUUCAAGGACUUGGAGUCCAGAGACGUCGACGACAAUCAUGUUGGGAUCGACAUCAAUAGCGUAGCAUCGAUCAUGUCUGUUCCCGUCGUGCAAUUUAAGGGUAGUGAUACCAACAAUGUUUCCAUCAACUUGAAGAGGGGUCAGGUAAUUCAGGCCUGGAUCGAAUACAAUUCGCAAAUAAAUCAACUAGAUGUAAAGGUUUCGCUGGAGUCUGCUAAACCCAGGUCUAUACUUCUGUCCAUAAAAAAGAACCUCUCAGAAAUUCUUCAAGAAUCUAUGUAUGUCGGAUUUUCUGCUUCAACUGGUUUAUCCGCUAGCCAGCAUUAUAUUUUGGGUUGGAGCUUCGAAGUUAAUGGAGAGGCUAAAAGUCUCUAUUUAGACAAACUCCCUAAGCUUCCCUCUAUUCCUGGGAACAAAAAGAAUCACACAAAAAUAAUAAUUGCUGUCUCAGUUUCAGGUGCCUCGGCUGUGAUUUUGGGGACGGCUUUGGCCUUCUACGUAUUCAAGAAAAUCAAGAAGUCUGACGCGGUAGAAGCCUGGGAGCAUGAUGUUGGUCCGCAUAGAUUUUCUUACAAGGAGCUGAAGAAAGCAACAAGGGGUUUUAGCGACACACAGCUACUUGGGUUCGGUGGGUUCGGUCGAGUUUAUAAAGGAACUCUGCCAAACUCAGACACCCAACUUGCUGUUAAGCGUAUUUCCCACGAUUCAAGACAGGGCUUGGAAGAAUUCGUGUCCGAAGUUGGUAGUAUUGGUCGUCUUCGCCAUAGAAACCUGGUUCAGUUAUUGGGUUGGUGUCGUCGGGAAGGCGAUCUACUGCUUGUUUAUGAUUUUAUGCCUAACGGAAGCUUGGAUAAGCAUCUCUUUGAUGUGCCUAAAACAAUCCUCAGUUGGGAUCAAAGGUUCCAGAUCAUCAAAGGAGUGGCUUCAGGGCUUCAAUACUUACAUGAGGAGUGGGAACAGACUGUGGUUCACAGAGACAUCAAGGCAGGAAAUGUUUUACUGGAUUCUGACUUUAACGGAAAGCUGAGUGAUUUCGGUCUUGCAAAACUAUACGAGCACGGUUCCAACCCAAUCACUACAAAGGUGGUGGGCACGCUGGGUUAUUUGGCACCUGAGCUGACGCGCAUAGGCAAGCCUACAACCAGCUCGGAUGUAUUUGCCUUCGGUGCGUUGUUGCUAGAAGUGGUAUGUGGUAGAAGGCCCGUGGAUUCCAAAGCAUCCGCAGAGGAGAUCCUGUUGCUGGAAUGGGUGUGGGAGAAGUGGUGUGAAGGAGCAAUACUUGAUGUUAUAGAUUCAAGGUUGGACGGUAAGUUCGAUGAGGUUGAGGCAGUUUUGGUGCUCAAACUGGGAUUAAUGUGUUCGAAUUAUGCGCCCGAGGCACGCCCCCCGAUGCGGUUGUUGGUAAGGUACCUGGAGGGGGAGUUGACGCUGCAGGACGAGGUGGCGGUUCCUUACGGGAGAAAUGAUUGUACUUCUGGUCAUGGUGUUGAGUUUAAGGAUUAUGUGCGAUCUCUUCCGACUACGUCUUUUUCGACUUCUCAAAAGGGCAGCACGUGGACUUCGGUCGGUAGUGAUGGUGAUGCCGAUAUUGAAGCUGGUUUAACCCCACAAGUUUCAGUUCACAGUAGAGAUGAUGGUAAAUAGAAACGAGGGGGUUCGAAGCAGUGCGAGUACUUCCCUUCUUCCUUUCUUUGGUUUUGUAUUUAUUUGUUCGAAUGUGAAUGUAUCAAUCAGCAUCUAUGAAUGAACUUGCGGAAUUUACAACAACGAGUUUGAUUAUGAUGCUGAGUUCAAGUUGAGAUCUAA
Molecule: messenger RNA, 2437 nt
Organism: Carya illinoinensis
Lineage: Eukaryota; Viridiplantae; Streptophyta; Magnoliopsida; Fagales; Juglandaceae
Product: L-type lectin-domain containing receptor kinase S.4-like
Exons: 1
Coding region: 182-2275 (697 amino acids)
Biological process (GO): protein phosphorylation
Cellular component (GO): plasma membrane
Molecular function (GO): ATP binding; protein kinase activity; carbohydrate binding
Source: RefSeq, a predicted model, not a curated record